Chironomus riparius is the source of this 735-nucleotide messenger RNA. The record is from the annotation of a GenBank genome assembly. NCBI's taxonomy places the organism in Eukaryota, Metazoa, Arthropoda, Insecta, Diptera, Chironomidae.
AUGGGACAUAAAAGGAAGCAAGUUCAAGAACCAAAUAAUUCAGAGGAGUUUCUAGCUAAGAAACAUAUCAAAACGACUAAUCUUAAUCCGGAUGAGAAGAAAUUAAUUGUAGUUUUAAGUCAAGCGCAAUUGGAAACUGUUAAGGUUGGAAGCACAUUUGAGUUAUUAAAUUGCGAUGAUCACAUGCAUAUAAUGAAAAAACACAAUCGUGAUCCAGGAACUUGUAGGCCCGAUAUUACUCAUCAAUCACUUUUGAUGCUAAUGGACAGUCCUCUUAAUAGAGCUGGAUUACUACAAGUUUACAUACAUACAGCAAAGAAUGUAUUAAUCGAAAUUAAUCCACAAACAAGAAUUCCUAGAACUUUUAAGAGAUUUGCAGGAUUGAUGGUGCAGUUAUUACACAAAUUUUCAGUAAAAGCAAAUGAAAAUUCCACAAAGUUGCUUCAUGUUAUCAAGAAUCCAAUAACUGAUCACCUUCCCGUCGGCUGUAAGAAAAUAGCAAUGACAUUCAGUUCAAAGAUGGUUAAGAAUUGUAAAGAACUAGUUCCAACAGAGGGAAUCCAGAAUGUCGUAUUAGUUGUUGGCGCGUUUGCUCAUGGACAUCUCAAUUUAGACUACGUUGAGGACGCAAUUUCAGUCAGUAACUAUCCAUUAUCAGCAGCACUAACAUGUGCAAAAUUAUGCAGUGCAUUUGAAGAAGUUUGGAAGGUUGAAGACAUGAAAAUAGAACAAUAA